Messenger RNA from Ctenocephalides felis (cat flea), 1817 nucleotides. RefSeq names its product sulfide:quinone oxidoreductase, mitochondrial (gene Sqor). Gene Ontology annotation, molecular function: FAD binding; sulfide:quinone oxidoreductase activity. Gene Ontology annotation, cellular component: mitochondrion. NCBI's taxonomy places the organism in Eukaryota, Metazoa, Arthropoda, Insecta, Siphonaptera, Pulicidae. The record is from RefSeq and is a predicted model, not a curated record.
GUAGUAGUAGAGAAUCGCAAUUUAAGAACUUUGUUUAUACAUUUUUUUAUUUGGUCGCAGUCAGAAGUAAAUAAAUAGUUUAAAUUACAAAACAUGUGUUGGACUGAGUGUACGUUUUGUGGUGUUGGUCAGUGUUAAAUAUUUUUAGGUGUGAUGCACAAUGUGAUCUGAAGAACAUAAAUGACAAUAAUAGUCCUUGCAUCACAACGUUGAGUUAUCCUUGUAAUUGCAAGUGCAUUUAAAAAUAUAAUUUGUUUGGCAUAGAAUUUGUGAAAAAACAGGAGCAUAAAUAUGCUUUCAAACAUUCGGAUUCAAUUAAAAAUUGCCCGUGUACGAGAAUUAAAAGAUCUGCGUUAUUUUUCUUCUUCUACAACAAAUUUCGCUGAACACAAAUGUCGGGUGUUGGUGGUCGGAGGCGGCUCUGGAGGAUGCACCAUGGCAUCAAAACUUUGUUCGCAUUUGCGACAAGAUGAUGUCAUUGUAUUAGAGCCUAGUGAUGUCCAUUAUUAUCAGCCUAUGUUCACAAUGAUUGGAGGUGGCAUGAAAACUUUGGAACAAUCUCGAAGGCCAAUGUCUUCAGUUUUACCCAAGAAGGCUCGUUGGCUAAAAGAUUCGGCGAAAAUAUUCAAACCGAACGAAAAUUCAGUUUUAACAUCAUCUGGUGACAAGAUAACAUACGACUAUCUCGUCGUUGCUGUUGGUUUGAAACUUGAUUACGACAAGAUACCUGGUUUGUUAAAAGCUUUGUCUACACCAAAUGGCAAUGUAUGCUCCAACUAUUCUCCUAUGUACGUUGAGCGUACUUACGAGGCUUUAAAAAGAUUUCAAGAAGGCGUCGCCCUUUUUACUUUUCCGGAAAGCCCAAUUAAAUGUCCUGGAGCCCCACAAAAAAUUCUGUACAUUGCUGAACAUUACUUACGAAAAUCAGGUAAACGAUCCAAGGCACAGUUAAAAUAUCAUUCCACAUUAGGCGUAUUAUUUGGCGUCAAACAUUACGCUGAUGCACUUUGGGAAGUCGUACGAAAACGCGGAAUUGAUGUCACGUUGCGAUCAAAUUUGGUUGAGGUCCGCCCUGAAAAAAAUGAAGCCGUUUUUCGCAAUCUAGAUACUGGAGAAGAGACAAUUGUUAAGGUUUAUUCUAUGCUACAUGCAACUCCACCAAUGUCUCCACCAGAAGCCUUAAGUUCCUGUAAAGAAUUAGUUAAUUCUGCAGGAUAUUUAGAUGUCGACAAAGAUACUUUACGCCAUACAAAAUUUAAUAAUGUAUUUGGUAUUGGUGAUUGUUUGAGCUCGCCAAAUUCAAAAACAGCUGCAUCAGUCGCCGGUCAAAGCGGAAUAGUCCACUCGAAUCUGAAAUUGGUUAUGAAUGGUAAAGACGAAAAAUCUAGUAUGAAAACCUACGACGGGUAUGCAUCUUGUCCAUUGGUGACAGGUUACAAUAAAUGCAUAUUGGCAGAAUUUGAUUAUACAAUGCAACCUUUGGAAACUUUUCCAUUUCCACAAAAUAAAGAACGGAGAUCAAUGUUUCAUAUGAAACGAGAUGUGAUGCCGAUGUUGUACUGGGGGUUCUUGCGCGGAUACUGGAAUGGACCAAAGGUGAUGCGCAAGAUGAUGAGUUUGGUAAAGUUUAGCUAAGAUGAAAUUAGAAUAUCAAAAGUAUUUAUGCAAGUUAUUUUCAUAUAAAUUAUCUCAUUCUUAUCAUUUUCUCUCAGUAUUAAAUUAUGAGCUUAGUAAAUUUUAGCUAAGCAUAAGACCAAGCUGAGUUCAACUAAUUCCUAUGUUUAGUCUAUAUUAUUUACCUUAUUGUAAUAAUUACA